UCGCAGUCCGCAGCCAAAAUCCAGAUUCCCGACUGUGAGCCUCACGCCGUCGUCUGGUCCCGCUGCUGUCGCCUCGCUGUGUCUCUGCGUUCUCACAUUUACCGGACAAACCAUGGGAGUCGAAGGCUGCACCAAAUGCAUCAAGUACACGCUGUUCUUCUUCAACUUCAUCUUCUGGCUUGCGGGAGGUGUCAUCCUGGGAGUGGCCCUGUGGCUCAGACAUGACCCCCAGACCAGUGACCUGAUGGAACUCAAAUUUGAGGAUACCUACGCCCCCAGCACCUUCUACAUCAGUGUGCACAUCCUGAUCGCCGUGGGAGCUGUCAUGAUGGUGGUCGGGUUCCUGGGCUGCUACGGUGCCAUCCAGGAGUCCCAGUGCCUGCUGGGAACUUUCUUCACCUGCCUGGUUAUCCUGUUCGCCUGUGAGGUUGCUGCUGGAAUCUGGGGCUUCAUGAACAAAGAUACGGUGUCAAAGGAGAUGAUCAACUUCUAUGACACUGUGUACGACAGAGCCAUGGCACAAAGCCUCACUGAACAAGAGAAGAAGGCGGCAGCUGUCCCUGUGCUCAAAGCUUUCCACGAGACGCUGAACUGCUGCGGUAAAGGUCAGGGCAGCACGCUUUUCACCAAAGUGAUGGACACAUUCGGCGUGACCAACUUCUGUCCCGAGUCUGGAAGCAACAUCAGCUGCCACACCAGGAUCAACGAUUUGUUCACGGAUAAAAUUUACCUGAUUGGUAUCGCCGCCCUGGUGGUUGCAGUUAUUAUGAUCUUCGAGAUGAUCUUCAGCAUGGUGUUGUGCUGCGGCAUCCGCAACAGCCCGUGUACUGAGGCGCCGACAGGCCAGCGUGAGCUCGCCAAUGAAGCUGGCGGACGAGCUCGCAGCGUCUCCUGUGUGUCUCUCUCUCUCUCGCUCUCUGUUCUCUUUAGCUUGCUGGGAUUUAGUUUGUCAUCCUGGAAGCAUUUGGUGUCGGUGAGGUCGGAGCUGUCCGAACCCGACGUGUAGAUAUCCCAUCAUGCACUGCUGCAGUCCUGAUUGUUUUUUCUUCUUCUUCUCUUGGCCGCUGAACUUCCCCUUGUUUUCUUCUUCUGGGUGUUUUUCACUGAUUCUGUAUAACUGUAUAUAAGUAUAUAUAAUAACAGUGCUUGAUGACUGCCUGAGCAUGAAUGUCGUCCUGCUCGCCUCACGCCGCACUGAUCCACAUCACGGUGUGUAACCAGCACCAAGCGACACGCUGGAACCAAAGUCCGACUGACCAGGAACCCGUCCUUUUUGGCUCCAUCUUCACCCGUUGUCUCGAGCGCUCGUUACAUAAACCGCGUUAGGAACGUAGUUACCUGUAGUCGUCCUCUAUAGAUACUAAUAUACCUUUAUAUUCUACACAGAUAUGCUGUUUUUUUUGUCACAAGUGCAGUUACAAGUUUAACUCUAAAUUUUUUUGACUGAAGAAUCAUUUACUUUAAAUAUCAUUAUGUCAGGGAAGAUGAACAUGUUAAAGAAAAUAUGAGGUGUUUUUUUUUUUUAAUUUGCAGCUGACCACUUAUUUGAAGGAUUUAUGUAAAAUGUUAUUAAAAAAAGAAUCUUGUAUUCAGUCGUGGAGGAAGCCGGCUGAAAUCUGUUUGUUAGCAUGCAGCCCUCUUUUAGCAUCUGUAUGCUUGUGUUGUGUUCUUAGCAUCCAAGUUGCUGAUGUGUUAGCUAGCUGUCUGGCUGCGUGCUGUUGGAGCAAUGUCCACGUUCUGGUACCGUUUGACCUGGCUUUGGCACCGGACCCGCAGAUGUUCACGUGACGUUUUCCAUUUCAGGGCUGAAACCACUUUGCGGUUUGCGUUGAGUUUUUCUGCCCCCUGCUGGUCAGUGCUGUGAAACAUUUUGCAUGUGUGCAAAGCACGGCUUGACAAAAUACCACAAACAGCUGUACCGCCCGAACAAAUCCAUGUGAUGGCAACCGUGUCACUCGACGACAUAUUAGACUAAAUAUGACUAAGACAGCAUUUAGUCGUCAUCAUAUUCUGAGGAAUUAAAUCAGUGUGCACUUUUAUCAGUGAAGACAAAACAACACAGAAUCAUGUUUUUGUAAUAAGAAUGAUAAUAAUCAAUCCUUUAUGACAAAAUAACAGUUUGUCUCCUAACAGGAGUAUUAUUAUUAUAAUUGUGUCGUAACCUCACUCCUAAAAUACGGUUCGAAAGAAUAAUAGCAGCAGUGGACUGGUCUCACUAAUCAAUGAUUCGUGUAAUCACGCUGAAAUGUUAAGACAUCCACCGUGUGAUCGCAGAGUUCAAUCAGCUCGCCAACACAGCGAUGUCAUCCUUCUAUUGUGUGCAUUUUCGGAAGCGUAUUCAUGCCAAAGUAGAAACAAAAUCACAACACCGUGUCACAAUUCAGAGAUUCAAAACUAAACAUGACUGUCAUUUAAAUUUAUGAGAUUAAGCAUCAUUACACUUUACAUCUCAGUAUGUCUACUUUUAAAUUCAUAAUUAUGAGCUACUCACUUUUGUUGAACUUUGAUUUAACCAAAUUUAAAUUGUACUUUUUUUAGUUUCGCAUUAUUUUCACAGAAACUUGCCAUUUUCAUUUCAAAACUGGCUUUUAUCUUGCGUUUGACUUAAAAAUCCAAUGUCACUUAGAAAGGUUUUUUUUUGGUGGUGGUCCAUGAGUGACCCCUAGUGGUCUGUGAGUAUAUUGGUAACAUAUCACCUUUUGAAUUAAGAUCAUAUCCUAGUUUAAAAGUGUUAAUAAUCAGCGCCAUCAAUUGACAAGUCAGCGUCAGUUAAUUAUAUUAAAUUAAACAUCUGACAGAACAGGGAAAAUGCAUCUCCCUGAUGCAGGUGGUUCAGCAGCCGCAAGCUACUUAUGAAGCUGUUGUUUUUAGAUAUUUGAAGAGUUGGUGGUCUGCAACACUCUUCAUUGGUUAAGUGGUUCUUGGUCCAAAAAAGUUUGUGAAACUCUUGAUUUAAACAACAAAACAAUCUCUGCUGGCUGCAGUAACGGUGCUAUUACCAGGAGGGGGCAGAAGAGUCCUGUUAAAUAAGCUGUUUAAUUGAACAGCCUGCUGACCUCCAGCCAAUCAGAAAGCCCCAGCAGGCAGUUCUGCAUGCUGAUUGGAUGUAGAGGUGUUUUUUUUUUCUUGUAAUUGAUGCUCGUUAAUAACACCUAAUAGUCGCCCAUGUGUAACCUCACAUUUUGUCUAAAGCCGUCAUGUCUUGUUGUCAAUCAUCGCGUCAUAUUUACAUCAUAUUAAUGAAAAUCUUGAAAGCUGCAGAAAAAUGAUGUUUGCCUUUUUGCUUCGUCUUGUCGUUUCUUUGGUACGUUGUCAGAGAUGUGUGGACAGAAAGGGGGAAAGAUUUGGUGGUUUUAGACAUCAGCCAGUCACAGUAAAGUUGUCUGUGAUUGACAGUUUGGACCACUCUGAUCUCGCCCCUGUCUACUCUUGUGGACGAUGGUUUGCCCAAACAUAAAGGGAUUAAAUGUAUUUUACAAAUAACACUGCCA
Thalassophryne amazonica is the source of this 3491-nucleotide messenger RNA. Its product is annotated as CD81 protein-like. Bases 113 to 1006 code for a protein of 297 amino acids. Gene Ontology annotation, cellular component: membrane. The transcript is spliced from 8 exons. The record is from RefSeq and is a predicted model, not a curated record. Lineage: Eukaryota; Metazoa; Chordata; Actinopteri; Batrachoidiformes; Batrachoididae.